AUGGUGAUUGCUGCCCGUGCUUGUGCUGCCUGUGCCUGUUGCUGCCCGUGCCUGUGCUGCCCUGUGCUGCCUGUGCCUGUUGCUGCCUGUGCCUGUGCUGCCCGUGCCUGUGCUGCCCGUGCCAGUGCUGCCCGUGCUUGUGCUGCCUGUGCCUGUUGCUGCCCGUGUCUGUGCUGCCCUGUGCUGCCUGUGCCUGUUGCUGCCUGUGCCUUUGCUGCCCGUGCCUGUGCUGCCCGUGCCUGUGCUGCCCGUGCCUGUGCUGCCUGUGCCUGUUGCUGCCCGUGCCUGUGCUGCCCUGUGCUGCCUGUGCCUGUGCUGCCCGUGCCUGUGCUGCCCGUGCCUGUGCUGCCCGUGCCUGUGCUGCCUGUGCUUGUUGCUGCCCGUGCCUGUGCUGCCCUGUGCUGCCUGUGCCUGUUGCUGCCUGUGCCUGUGCUGCCCGUGCCUGUGCUGCCCGUGCCUGUGCUGCCCGUGCCUGUGCUGCCUGUGCCUGUUGCUGCCCGUGCCUGUGCUGCCCUGUGCUGCCUGUGCCUGUUGCUGCCUGUGCCUGUGCUCCCCGUGCCUGUGCUGCCAGUGCCUGUGCUGCCCGUGCCUGUGCUGCCUGUGCCUGUUGCUGCCCGUGCCUGUGCUGCCCUGUGCUGCCCGUGCCUGUGCUGCCCUGUGCUGCCCGUGCCUGUGCUGCCCUGUGCUGCAUGUGCCUGGUGCUGCUCGUGCCUCGUGCUCGCGCCCUCGUGCGCUCUGCUACUGUCUGCGCCCUCGUGCGCACUGUUUCUGCUCUUCCCCCCCCCCCCCCCCGUUUGCGGCUGUCGCUGA
This is a messenger RNA of Closterium sp. NIES-65, 810 nucleotides long. NCBI's taxonomy places the organism in Eukaryota, Viridiplantae, Streptophyta, Zygnematophyceae, Desmidiales, Closteriaceae. The record is from the annotation of a GenBank genome assembly.